AUGGCUAAAGAGCCGGAAGCAGGGUUGAUGAAGAAUCUAAGGGGAAGGAGAACCGGUGAGGAAAUCACCAGAAGAAGAUUGUUUCCCUUCUCACUUGGAGACAAGGCACAUCUAUGGGAGAAGGCACUUCCAACUGGUGCUAUCACUACAUGGGAUGCUUGUAAGAAGGCCGACCUAGCUAAAUUCUUCUCUAAUGCUAGAACAACAAGGUUGAGGAAUGAGAUUUCUGGUUUUGCAAAAAGGAACAAUGAAACCUUUUGUGAGGCAUGGGAGAGAUUCAAAGGCUUCCAAACACAAUGUCCACACCAUGGAUUCAACAAUGAGUCUUUGCUCAGCACCUUAUAUAGAGGGGUUCUACCUAAGAUAAGGAUGCUUUUGGACGCAACCUCCAAUGGCAAUUUCCUCAACAAGAAUGUAGAAGAAGGAUGGGAGCUAGUGGAGAACCUAGCACAAUCUGAUGAGAAUUAUAAUGAGGAUUAUGAUAGAACAGUGAGAUUUACCACCAAUGAUCAAGAUGAGAAGUAUAAGAAGGACUUUAAAGUAGUUCAUGAGAAGUUGGACAAGAUUCUACUUAGCCAACAAAAGAACAUUCAUUUUCUUGGUGAAGAAAAGGUUCCAGUUCAAGAAGGGGAGAGAGAAUUUGCUGAUAUUUGUUACAUGCAGAAUCAAGGAGGGUUCAAGGGCUACAAUCAAUUCAAGAACAGCAACCUCUCCUAUAGAAACACCAAUGUAGCAAAUCCUCAAGAUCAAAUUGAGCCUACAAAGCAGUUUGCUGAGAUGUGCCAAAAGAUGGAGAACACAUACAGUGACCUCCAUACUAAGUUUGAAACUCUAAACUCCAAGAUUGAGACUAUGGAGACAAAAUUGUCUUCUUCUACUCCUACAAGGAAUGACCAACACAAAGGCAAAGCUAUCAUGCACUCUACAGAAUUUGCCAAUGCAAUCAAUCUACACAGAGGAAGGGUGUUACCAGAACGAAAAACGUGCUACCAAUCAUUGAGGACAGUGAAGAACAAGAUGGGGAGGGUUUUCAGCAAGAGGAAACUUAGAAUGAAGAGACAAUUGAACUCGACCCACCACUUGAGCACAUACACGAUCGAGUGGGUGAUCUGGCAGCAGAUCGAGCACCUUCUCAUGAGAAGACUAAGCCAGUUGCCACCAAGGAAAAAGAAGUCCGGAAGUUGGUGUGAUCUUAUUCUUAAAUUGCUUGGAGCUGGUGUGAUCUAUCCUAUCUCUGAUAGUACUUGGGUUUCACCAGUGCAUUGUGUCCCUAAAGAAGGAGGAAUUAUUGUAGUAAAGAAUGAUCAUGAUGAGUUAAUUCCUACUAGAACCAUAACAGGACAUAGAAUGUGCAUUGAUUAUAAAAAGCUUAAUUCUGCUUCUAGGAAAGAUCAUUUUCUCCUUCCAAUUAUUGAUCAAAUGUUAGAAAGAUUAGCCAAUCACACCCAUUACUGUUUCUUGGAUGGAUAUUCAGGAUUUUUCCAAAUACCAAUUCAUCCUAAUGAUCAAGAAAAGACAACUUUCACAUGUCCAUAUGGUACUUUUGCUUAUAGAAGAAUGCCAUUUGGACUAUGUAAUGAUCCAGCUACCUUUCAAAGGUGCAUGAUGUCAAUUUUCUCUGAUCUUAUUGAGGAUGUGGUUGAAGUUUUUAUGGAUGACUUCUCUGGCUAUGGAGACUCUUUCUCUUCUUGCCUUGCUAAUCUAUGCAGAGUCUUAAGGAGAUGUGAAGAGACAAAUCUAGUUCUCAACUGGGAGAAGUGUCAUUUCAUGGUUGAAGAAGGGAUAGUUCUUGGUCACAAGAUUUCAGAGAAGGGUAUUGAGGUUGAUAAAGCAAAGAUUGAAGUCAUGGUUCAGCUUCAACCACCAAAGACAGUCAAGGAUAUAAGAAGCUUUCUUGGUCAUGUUAGGUUCUACAGAAGAUUUAUCAAGGAUUUUUCAAAGAUUGCUAGGCCAUUGACAAGAUUACUUUGUAAGGAGACUGAGUUCAAUUUUGAUGAAGAGUGUUUGAAAGCUUUCAAGGAAAUCAAAGCUGCAUUAAUAUCAGCUCCAAUAGUCCAAGCUCCAAAUUGGGAUCUCCCAUUUAAGAUAAUAAGGUACCUAGUGGGUUCCAAGGUUAUUGUGUACACUGAUCAUUCUGCUUUGAGGCACAUCUACUCAAAGAAAAAUACCAAACCAAGGUUGUUAAGAUGGAUUCUACUUCUCCAAGAAUUUAACAUGGAAAUAAUUGAUAAGAAAGUUAUAGAGAAUGGAGUUGUUGAUCAUUUAUCUAGGAUGAGGAUAGAAGAAGAAAUAACAAUUGAUGAUUCAAUGCCUGAAGAGAAACUGAUGCAACUCAACGUCACUUGA
This is a messenger RNA of Camelina sativa (false flax), 2346 nucleotides long. Lineage: Eukaryota; Viridiplantae; Streptophyta; Magnoliopsida; Brassicales; Brassicaceae. The record is from RefSeq and is a predicted model, not a curated record.